GUUCCAUGAAGGAGUGAUGUUUAUGGUCUGAGUACCAUACACAAGACAUUGUCUCUCCUUUUCGUUUUUCUUAAUUUAUUAAUUUAGAAAUUCCUGGGGGGUUUCUCUCCGGUUCUUCCUCACCAGAUGUCAAUGGGGGCACCCUAGACUCCAAACUCUGCAACUCUGACUGGUGUCAUGGCAUGUGGCCCCUCGCUUUCUCUCUAUACCUUUGUCUCGUCUCUCUCUGUAAUCUUCUUCCGUUACUCUUUCCCCUCGCUAAGCUGUCAUCACAGAUAACAACAACCCAAAUAUAACAAACUCGCAUUCGGUGCCUUCCUUCAUACCUCAAGCUUCGCUCAACUUUCCACCAAAUUGUGUUUCUUCUUUCAGGAUGUCUGUGGAUUCUAAUGCUUUCGUGGCAUGGGAAGAGCACAUUAUUUCGCAGGAGAGGGGCAACCGCGUAGUUCAUUUUUACUUAAAGGAUGCCUCAGGGAAUUUAGUCCUUGCUGUUGUUGGGACUGAGAGAAGCAUAAGGCACAUGAUCUAUGUUGUCUCUGACGAAUUCUUGCAGGCAUAUGAGUCCAAGGGAUUCAUCACUGCCUCCACAAAAUGGCGAGCAAGAAGGGAAGUUGUGGACUGGCUCAAAUCAUUGCUAUCGGAGCAACAUCCUUCAUUGGAUAUCUCAAGUUCAUUGACUAGUGACUCAGCACAAGCUCUAACGUCUCACGAAAUGUCAGUGGCUGGAUUCUCUGCUAUUCGAACUCAUGUACCUGAUCAGAUGAUCCAAGUCCCGAGAAAAUUUAAAGCUCAAAAUUUAGACAUUGUGUGGUCGGGUGUUGCUUGGAUAUGUUGUAAACAGCUUAAGCACUACCCAGCAUUUUGCCGAAAUGGAACCACAAUAGCUGUUCAUUCCUUUGUAUUCAUCAUGGCUGAAGAAGAAAGUCACUAUCUUGGCUACUUGGAAGAUUUGUAUGAAGACAAGAAGGGACAGAAAAAGGUUAAAGUGCGCUGGUUUCACCACAAUCAAGAAGUCAAGGGUUUUAUUCCUCAGUUGAAUCCACACCCUAAAGAAGUUUUCAUCACACCUCAUGUUCAGGCAAUCAGUGCUGAAUGUAUUGAUGGUCCCGCCACAGUUUUGACUCCCAAGCAUUACGAGAAAUGCUUGGCUGUUGUUCCACAAACUUUAUCGUCUGCAAUUCAUAUGUGCUGUAGGCAGUUUAAAAACAAUAAGGUUAAGCCCUUUUCCAUAAGUAAAUUGCGUGGCUACUCUAAUCAAGCAAUCCUCUCUUCUUUAGAUAGUUCUCUUGUCUCUAAGCACAAGACCAAGGGCCAUAAAUCAAAUGAGGAAGGAGAGGAAGAGUUUACCCAUGAGGACACUUUGAGGCAGGGUGCUAAGAGGAAUAGAAGUGGUAAAGGGCAUCAGAGACUUGAGACUGGACAAUCUGGUGCCAUGAAUUCAGUCCCUGGAAACCAGAUGGCAAAAUGUGAACCAACAUACCGGAAGCUGAAAAUCAGGCUAUCAAGUACAGGACCAAUUGGCAUUAAGCUUGUUGAACGCGAGCCCCAAUACCACGCGUCUUUCAAGGUUGAUGACAAGAUAGAGUUGCUCUGUGAAGAUAGCGGUAUCCGAGGUUGCUGGUUUAGGUGUAAGAUCUUGCAGGUAUCACAAAAGCGUCUGAAGGUUCAAUAUAAUGAUGUGCAGGACGCAGAUGAAUCUGGCAAUCUAGAGGAAUGGGUUCCUGCAUCCAGAGUGGCAUCUCCUGAUAAAGUAGGCAUGAGAUGCUCAGGCCGCCUUACAAUUCGUCCGUGGCCUCCUGAGGAUUCUUCAGAUUGUGCUUUUGAGGUUGGGGCUGCAGUUGAUGCAUGGUGGAGUGAUGGCUGGUGGGAAGGUGUAGUAAGUGGAGUCAACAUCUCUGGAAGUGAUUGUCUUCAAGUUUACUUCCCUGGUGAGAACAGGAUCUUGACUCUACCAAGAGAGAAUACAAGGACUUCAAGAGAUUGGGUUGGUAACAGAUGGGUGGAUAUAAAGGCGAAGCCUGAUAUACAUCAUUACAUAUCUUCAAUUGUCAGUCCUGGUAAGACGCUGCCAACCUGCUUGACUUUGGCUGAAGCAUCUGAGUGUGGUGGCUCUUCAUCAGUGGAUCACAAAGUAGUCACUACUUUCAAACUUGAAGCAAUUGAAGAAGGUAAGCCACAAGCAACAGGUUUGGCCAUAUCUGCUGAUCUUGAAAACAAGGAGGGGGUUAAUUUAAGGAAGAGAGCUUGUAUCAAUGACAACGAUAAAACUGGUGGAACUUUAUAUAGUGGUGGUAAUGAUGGAGCUAGUAAGGAGGCCAAGGCAACUUUGGUGGAUGGUUUUAACCUGCUAAAUGUAAAGUAGUAGAAGCAGGAGAAGUAGUGAAUGAAGUUGCAUGAAUCAAUGGUUUGGCCGCUGCAGAGAAUUUUUGACUCAGUAAGUAGAUCCUGAAGGUGCUCCAUUGGUUCCUGUAAAUAAUAUAAAUAUGUAGAGGUCUUCGGAUAGGAAUGUCCAGGGGAGUUGGGAUAGUGUAAAUCAAACAGUGUCUGUAUUAGGUUCAAGGUUUACUUGGAUCAGGAUCAUACCAGAAAACAUAUUGGGGAUCCUACCAGGUUAGGAGGUAGUGGUUCAAUCGAGUCUUGAAAUUGUGUAGUUGUGUUGCAUGCUGUUGUGCCCUGAAUUGUGCCGACAGUGUCUUAGUUGUCCUUUGCAUAGCAUAGGUUUCUGUUUGGAACUAUAUAUAGUCAAGUUAUAAAAUUAGUUCUUAUAAAAUGGGUUUUUUUUGGGAGAAAAUUUGUGAGAAUGUUGCUACUGUUCCCUUCCCACUUCUUUUUUGAAUGCUUCAUCAAUUCCCUUCGAAUGCGGGGCGCUUAGGCUUAGCCUUGAUUUAAAGAUGUCCCAGGAGAGACCGCAUUGUGGUAUGCUAACAAGGAUCCUUGCGCUCUACUGCUAGGUCGAGGCCGGCUUAGCGAGCUGAAAAGGUUAUGCUAUUCCAAACUAUAAUGGAAUUAAAGGUACUGUGUUAGUUAUAUUUGGAGGGCGAGCUUUGGCGCAAUGGUAAGGCUGUGCAUGUCUACCCUUUCCAUACCCUAGUUGGUACUAUGGGUUAUCUUUUUAGAUGUUAGUUGCAUUCCAUAAGAGGGUUAAGAAAGUUAGAAAGUCCUUCACCCUUUUACCAUAAGUAUCCCUUGUGUUUACUACCUCAUAUUUUAUUAUUCACUAAUAUCUAACCCGCUUCUAAUUUAUUAUUAUUAUUUGUUACAAAUGCAUUAGAAUCCAAUAAACUUCACUUGGUUCAAUUUUGAAUAUGGGAAGAGCAUAGGUAUUUUUUAAUAAAAUUGAAAAUUAAGUUAUGAAAAUAUCAGUGUGAAAUUUCAUGUAUUAAAUUAUUAUUAAAAUUGUUUGGUAAAUUGAUUUUACAUUUUUACAAUUAAAAAAUCUAUCUACUAUAUAUAUAAAACAAUUAUUCUGUAUAUAAAAAUAAAGAGGAGUGCUAAUUACAGUCGCUUUGUGCGACUGUAGUCGUUAGUUAUAAUUGGUUAGUUUUGAAUACAUUUAUUACUUUAAGUUUUUAUUUUUAUGGACUGUACUAAUAUUACUUUUUAGACAAAAAUACCAUUUUAAAUUAUCUAAACUUUCUUCUUCUUUUCUUCUCUCUUUUUUUAAUCGAGUAUGUUAGUUAUGUGAUAGGAUAAUUCAUUCAAAAGAGAUGGAUGGAUUCGGGAAAAAAAUAAAAGGAAGAAGAAAAAAAAUAAAAGAGAGAAAAAAAUCCAAAAAGAAUAAAAAAAAAAAUU
Messenger RNA from Cornus florida, 3792 nucleotides. RefSeq lists its product as uncharacterized. The transcript is spliced from 7 exons. Lineage: Eukaryota; Viridiplantae; Streptophyta; Magnoliopsida; Cornales; Cornaceae. The record is from RefSeq and is a predicted model, not a curated record. Bases 374 to 2362 code for a protein of 662 amino acids. Gene Ontology annotation, molecular function: chromatin binding.